UUUGAGCCCGUGUCGGUUCAGCCUGCCCUCGCUUCCACAUGAGCAGGGAGGGAAGUACCGUUGUUGGAUCAUGACUUAACGUUGUCAGCGGCGUCUCUGAGCUCAUUUUAACGUCGGUUCUGAUGAGAAAAAAUCACAAACCUUCAUAACACCUCAGUCGUAUAGUUUCUUAAGGAUCCGCGCUCGCUGUGUGGAGCUACCAGCUGCAGUUUGGAUGAAUGAUAGGCUCUUAGCUAGCCGAGCGAGCUAACUGCUGCUGUGUUGACGGAGCCCCGCUAACGGCAGGCUGGGUGAAGCCGAGGCGACCAUGCUGGGAGAAAUAGCCGAGCUCCCCGCCGAGGAGAAGAUCUUUUACGCCGUCCUGGUGUUCUCCUGGACGGUAUAUCUAUGGGAGGCCUACCUCGCCUUUAGACAGAGGAGGAUAUACAGGUCGACCAUGCAUGUGCCCACAGAGCUGGGGAAGAUCAUGGAUCCCGAAACCUUUGAGAAGUCACGACUCUACCAGUUAGACAAAAGCAACUUCGGUUUCUGGUCUGGACUUUACUCUGAGACUGAGGGGACGCUGAUUCUGCUCCUGGGAGGGAUCCCAUUCCUCUGGAAGAUGUCGGGGAUUGUGACUGCUCGAUUUGGCCUAGGACCGGAGUAUGAGAUUUCCCAGUCAUUAGUCUUCUUGAUGCUGGCGACUCUGUUCAGUGCCCUCACAGGCCUCCCGUGGAGCCUAUACAACACGUUCGUCAUUGAGGAGAAGCACGGCUUCAACCAGCAGACAUUAGGGUUCUUCCUGAAGGACGCCCUGAAGAAGUUUGCGGUGACUCAGUGUAUUCUGCUGCCUGUGACCUCCCUGCUCCUCUACAUCAUCAAGAUCGGUGGCGAUUACUUCUUCAUCUAUGCCUGGCUCUUUACUCUCAUCGUCUCUCUGGUCCUGGUGACCAUCUAUGCCGACUACAUCGCCCCACUCUUUGAUAAAUUCACCCCACUGCCGGAGGGAGAGCUGAAAACGGACAUUGAGAGCAUGGCCAAGUCUAUCAGCUUCCCCCUUACCAAGAUCUACGUGGUUGAAGGCUCUAAAAGGUCGUCCCACAGUAACGCCUACUUCUACGGCUUCUUUAAGAACAAGCGCAUCGUGCUGUUUGACACGCUACUGGAGGAUUACUCUCCUCUGAACAAGAGUGGUGAGGGAGAGAGCGCUACAGAGCAGAAGGAUGAGAAUGAGGCAUCAGGUGACGAGAGCAAGCUCAAACCCAAGAAUAAGAAGCAAGGCUGCAGUAACUUGGAGGUCCUGGCUGUUCUUGGUCAUGAGCUUGGACACUGGAAACUGGGCCACACUGUGAAGAACAUCGUUAUUAGUCAGAUGAACUCCUUCCUCUGCUUCUUUCUAUUUGCUGCUCUGAUUGGUCGGAAAGAACUGUUCCUGGCUUUUGGUUUCCAUGACAGCCAGCCAACUCUCAUUGGGCUGAUGAUCAUCUUUCAGUUCAUCUUCUCACCCUACAACGAGUUACUGUCGUUCUGCCUGACUGUACUGAGUCGUCGGUUUGAGUUCCAGGCCGACGCGUUUGCUCGGGGCAUGGGUCGAUCCGCAGAGCUGUACUCCGCGCUCAUCAAGCUCAACAAAGACAACCUGGGCUUCCCCGUGGCCGACUGGCUCUUCUCUAUGUGGCACUAUUCCCACCCGCCGCUACUGGAGCGCCUGAGGGCCCUGACCGGCCCCAAGCAGGACUGACGGUUCCACAAGGGGACGCCACGUUCACCACCCAAGAAAGGCCUCUGCCGGCCACUUCUGGCCAUUUAAAGAAAAGGAAAAAAUAUUUCUCAGUCUCUCUGCAUCUCUUUCUUGCUUUUACUUUUUUACUUCGUUGUUUUUGAGUCCUUCCCAUAUUUUGUAACCAUUUUGGUUAGUCAAGUUUGCUUGAAAUGGCAUUAAGCCAAACGCACUGGUUUUCAAGUCCAGUAUUCUGUAUGCUGUGUGCUGCACGGUUUUAGGUAACACACCUGAUCAAGCUGGUCAAAUGAAUGUCUGUCCAUGCUCCCUCCACAAAUGUGAUCUUAGCAAUUAUUGCUGGUUUGCACAAGCUUAACAGAAAAUUUAGAAUAAUACAAAUACAAAUAAUGGCGCGCUUUACUUAGAUUUGCUGUAUUAUUGCUGAGUUUCUGCUACAUAAUGUUACCAAGACUAUGAUUUUGUAGCUAAUCAAAACGAAACAUGUUGGAAAAAACAAAACCGUGCUACUGAUUGUGUUUACAUGCACUCAAUAAUCCGAUCAUAAUUGGAAUUCCGCAGUCAUCUGAUUAUUCAAAUGAUCAUGUAAACACUCUUAAUUUCUUAGAUCGGAUUAAGGUCUGGAAAUCUGAUAGAGAGCUUGGAUUUGAGCUCAGUCAUCAGGCUUCUCAGUGUCAAGUCUCACUCUGAUUUCUUUCGGAUUUCUCAGUCUAGGCAUGAGCGUAAAACAGACUGCAGAACCGGAAAUAAGUGAGCCGCGUUGCUGCAAGACGCAGCAAAACACCUUUGGAGCAACGAUGAAACUGCAUGCUUGACAAAAUGAAGGAUUUAAAUAUUCCUCAUCUUCUAGAUGAUGAUCAUAUUUUCAGGUAAAGUGGUGUGACUUUAUUUGAAGGGGAAAAAAAGCCUCGAUGUGAAGUUUGAGUUUACGUUACAUUUACGUCGUGUCUUCUUCUGUGAGUUUAUUGGCUGGUGCAAAAUCUGAACUCUGAUUACUGCCUGACUCAUAUAGACCCGGAGUUUCCCCAUUAUCUGAUUACUCAAGUGAAUGUAAACACAUUGAUCGGAUUACCACCAAAAUCUGAUUUUCUGCAGUUAUUGGAUCAUUUAGUGCACGUAAUCACACUCAAUAUUGGCUUUUUGUUGAUAUACAACCAAAACUAUACCCGUUCUAUCUUGACAUACAAAAUGAAUAUAAUUAUAGGUAUUUUGACACAAACUGAGCUGCACGCUACAAUGUCUCAUCAGCCUUGAAUUGGACGUUUCGUAAAGCUUGUCCAGCAACAGGAUGCAUUUGUGGGCAGCGCAUGAAUGAAUCAUUUAUCAAGCAUAAGCAGGGUCAGGUGGUCUGGGAUAGAGAACAUUGUAAACAGUGCAGGGCAGUUCCCGUGACUCAAAUUGGCCUAAUGCAUCAACUGAAUAAGCGUUUGAGGAAGCUGACCAUACAGGCUAUAGGCACCCUGUUUGGCUAAAUUAAGUACAGACGGUUAUGUUGGUCUCAUUCUGAUUCGAUUUAUUUUUUAAUUCAGAAAUGUCCCCUCUUCUGUAGAUGUCAACAUUCCACGUUUUCAUUUACAAAUCAUCCAAAAGUGCAGUCUUGGUUUGGCCAGGAGCACCGGUCAGUGAUGAAAGACCUUGAGAAGGUGCUUUAUAUUGCUGCUUGUAGAAAAACUCCUGUCCAUAAACAAAAUUAAUUUAUGCUGGUGGUGAAACAUAAACUAGAGGGUGGAAUUACGAAUUGCGCAGUUACAUCAGGCAGAGAUGCUGGGGAGGUUCUCCUGAGACUCCUCUGAUGACAUUCAGAUGCGUCUCUUCACAAAAUAUGACUUUUACAUGUCCAUACGUUCAGCCGUGUUAUUGUUCUGACCAUUUCACUUCUUUUGUCACUGAAGUAACAAACGUUAAUUUUACUUUGUUGUACUGUGGAACCAAAUGUAUUCUGACCAUCUCUGUAAAUAGUAUUUUUUUUUGUGAAUUGAGAGCAACUUACAAGCAUAAGUCACAAAUUUAGGAAAUGUUGAAAAAAUAGGAAUUUUCUGAAAAUGUUUUAUUGUUUAGUUUCUUUUCAUUCUCAGUGCCUGUGUGUAUGUGAGCAUGAGGAGUGUUGCUAAGAGUGUGUGUGUGUGUGUGUGGUAGGAGUGAUGAAGCUAAUCAUACUAAUCCAACACAUGACAUCCAAAAUGAAAGGAGUUUUUUUUUUGGUACUAUCAUCCUCAGUUGAUUAGAACUAGAGCUGCACAAUGUAGACAAAAUCAUAGUAUUUGAUUCUAUUGCUGAAUAUUGAGAUGGCAGAAGUUCAUUGGUUGAAAUGUAUACAAAACUCAUUCAGUGGGGUUUUCAAUGUGAAAUGGUUCAUUGUAGAGAACCUUUAGUGGUGGUGAUGGGAACCAGGGGUCACCAUGUCUACAACACAAAUAUAGCCAUUUUAUUUACUAUCCAAAAUGAACAGUGAACCUACAGGAGUUUAUAUGCAAUAUUGUCAAUAAAAUAGUGGAAAAUCUUUAAGGACUGUUUUGCCUCACACUGCCCUGCAUAUGCCACCCCCCCUUGAAUAAAUAAUAAAAAAUGCAAUAUUAGAUGUCUGGCAGCGUAAUCUAUAAUCAUUUCAUGUUAAAACUUUCUGUGAUGCAGCUUUUAGAGGCAAUAAACUCUUCAGACGUCUGGUUCCUGUCACCACUAUUCUAGAAUUUCUCAAGGACCGUGCAUUUUCGCAGCAAACCACGCUAAAUGACUACUUACAUUAAAUCCAUUUUAAAAAUGCAUUGCUUUUACCAAAAUUAUAUACUUUUAUCAAAUUAGACAAGUACCUUUAUUCAUCGAAACACCCAUUAAUGGCCAUUUGGAGCUUUGUUUGGUCUGGAUUCUCACAGCACACAGUAAGAAACAUUGUAAUUGGUUAAAGGGCCAUUUGCAUACCACUACCUUCUUUGAUAUCAGUAAGGCCAAUAUCAUGAUUAGUUUUGCCAGAUGAUUUAUUGUGCAGUUCUACAAUUUUGAGUUCAUUCAAGCAGAAAUGCUGAUUUUGGUGACUUUUCUAGCAUUAGCAUUUGAAGAAGCCUUUUUCCUACCAGGGUGUGUGAAGUUUAUUUUCAAAUUUUCAAAAAGGACUAUUAGGAUGAAAGAAGUUUGCAUGCUGAAAUAUGGAACCCCAAAAUCCUCUCAAUCCACCCAGAGUUCAGGCACUGACCAGCUAUAGAAAAGCAACAGCAAAUCCAAUCAGAGGAGCCGUUAGUUGGUCUGGCAUCUUGGACUGAUCAGGCAACCCAGGCUGGGCCUCAAAUUCCUCUCUGCUCCCUACUUAGUGCACUGAAUAGGACAAGUUAACAACUGACUAUACUAUGCAGUGCGUGGUUUUAUCAGAAGCCGUUUAGCCCCAGUGUUUGAGUUUAGCUUCCUUCAUCCUGAUUCCCCUAUAAAUUCACCCUUUGCACUUCCACAUUUGCAGUGUUCAUGAUGUUUACGGAUGUGCUUCGUCUCAUGAAUAAAACCUUUCACAACGGC
Pygocentrus nattereri (red-bellied piranha) is the source of this 5218-nucleotide messenger RNA. It is a transcript of the gene zmpste24, whose product is annotated as zinc metallopeptidase, STE24 homolog. Gene Ontology annotation, biological process: CAAX-box protein processing. NCBI's taxonomy places the organism in Eukaryota, Metazoa, Chordata, Actinopteri, Characiformes, Serrasalmidae. The coding region runs from base 308 to 1720 and encodes 470 amino acids. Gene Ontology annotation, cellular component: endoplasmic reticulum membrane. Gene Ontology annotation, molecular function: metalloendopeptidase activity. The record is from RefSeq and is a predicted model, not a curated record. The transcript has 10 exons.